This is a messenger RNA of Dacryopinax primogenitus, 1428 nucleotides long. RefSeq names its product NADH dehydrogenase I D subunit. The coding region runs from base 1 to 1350 and encodes 449 amino acids. Gene Ontology annotation, biological process: mitochondrial electron transport, NADH to ubiquinone. Gene Ontology annotation, molecular function: NAD binding; quinone binding; NADH dehydrogenase (ubiquinone) activity. Lineage: Eukaryota; Fungi; Basidiomycota; Dacrymycetes; Dacrymycetales; Dacrymycetaceae. The transcript is spliced from 4 exons. The record is from RefSeq and is a predicted model, not a curated record.
AUGCUGCCUCGACUCCGGCCGUUGGCCAACCAGCGUUUCUUGCGCUCUCCCCUCCGUUCUCUCUCUACCUCCUCUUGUCGACACGCCGACCCCAUCCCCGUUAAGACCAUCGCAGUCGAAGAUAUACACCAUCUCUCAGCUCAAGACAUCCUCGCCGAGGGAAGUGGUUCACGUCAAGAUGCCAGUCUGAAGCACUUCACCGUCAACUUUGGUCCUCAGCAUCCCGCCGCCCACGGUGUGUUGAGGCUUAUUUUGGAGCUCAACGGAGAGCAGAUCUUGAGGGCUGACCCGCACAUUGGCUUGCUCCAUCGAGCGACUGAGAAGCUUAUCGAGUACAAGACAUACACCCAGGCUGCGCCGUACUUCGAUCGGCUAGACUAUGUUUCAAUGAUGACCAAUGAACAAUGUUUUGCCCUCGCGGUCGAGAAGUUGCUCAACAUCGACGUCCCUAUCCGCGCCAAAUGGAUCCGCACACUCUUUGGCGAGAUCACGAGGAUCCUCAACCAUCUCAUGGCCGUUCUCACGCAUGCUAUGGACGUUGGUGCCCUUACUCCCUUCCUCUGGGGUUUCGAGGAGCGCGAGAAGCUCAUGGAGUUCUACGAACGUGUUUCUGGCGCGCGUAUGCAUGCCAACUACGUUAGGCCUGGGGGUGUGUCUUUCGACCUUCCCAAUGGUCUGCUCGAGGACAUCUUCAAGUGGGCAACGCAAUUCUCCAGCAGGGUGGAUGAGUUUGAGGAAGUCCUCACUGCCAACCGUAUCUGGAAGGUCCGCACGAUCGGCAUCGGGCCGGUUACCGCUCAGGAGGCGUUGGACUACUCUUUCUCGGGUGUGAUGCUCCGCGGGAGCGGGAUCGCCUGGGAUCUCAGAAAAGUCCAGCCGUACGAAUGUUACGACCAGGUUGAGUUUGAUGUCCCUGUUGGAAAGAACGGUGAUUCAUAUGACCGGUACUUGUGCCGCGUGCAGGAGAUGCGCGAGAGCUUGAGAAUCGUCGGCCAGUGUCUCAAUAAGAUGCCCACAGGGGUCAUCAAGGUUGACGAUCACAAGAUCUCCAACCCCCCAAGGGCGAUGAUGAAAGAAAGCAUGGAAUCUCUCAUUCACCACUUCAAACUCUUCUCAGAAGGGUACAGCGUCCCCCCAGGAGAGACCUACAGCGCUAUCGAGGCCCCAAAAGGAGAGAUGGCCGUCUACCUCGUCUCCGACGGCAGCAACCGGCCAUACAGGUGCAAGAUUCGUGCCCCUGGGUUUGCCCAUUUGGCAGGCGCAGACUUCAUGAUGCGGGGACACAAUCUCGCGGAUGCCGUCACCAUCAUCGGAACAAUGGAUUUGGUGUUUGGCGAAGUUGACCGGUGAUCUCUCUUCCGUAGCAAAAGUAGCCACAACCCCCUAAUUCAGGCAGUUGCGAAAGCGCACACCUGUGUCUCGCCUCAC